Messenger RNA from Pseudonaja textilis, 831 nucleotides. It is a transcript of the gene RABAC1, whose product is annotated as Rab acceptor 1. The record is from RefSeq and is a predicted model, not a curated record. Gene Ontology annotation, cellular component: Golgi apparatus. Lineage: Eukaryota; Metazoa; Chordata; Lepidosauria; Squamata; Elapidae.
ACAUCCGCGAUCCUCCCCGCCCUCCCUUUGCCACGCAGACCGGUCACUUCCGCCGAGGAGCUGGAUUGGGUUCUGGUAGAGCUUCUCAGUCUUAAUUUACCAUGGCUGGUAAAACUGGAACAGAACAUCUCUUUAAUGCAGCCACUGAAGUUGAGACAACAGGAACAUUGUUGAGCAACAAGAUCAACAUCCCAGCACUCUUACCCCAAGGCCCAGCUAAGGAAUGGCUGGAUCAGCGUCGGGCCACCAUUCGUCCCUGGGCCAACUUCCUGGACCAGAGGCGUUUUUCAAAGCCUCUGAAUUUUGGGGAACUGUGUAAACGCCUUGUCCGCAACGUGGAAUAUUUCCAGAGCAAUUAUGUCUUUGUCUUCCUAGGGCUUAUCGUCUAUUGCCUCAUCACCUCACCUUUACUUUUGAUUGCGCUUGCUGUGUUCUUUGGGGCCUGUUACAUCAUGUACUUGAAGACCCAACAGUCCCAGCUCGUUGUGCUUGGGCGACAACUCAGCACAGCCCAUCAAUACAGUCUGGCCGGAGCUGUCUCUUUUCCUUUCUUCUGGCUGGCGGGCGCUGGCUCAGCUGUCUUUUGGGUGCUAGGCGCCACCUUGGUCGUCAUUGGUUCGCAUGCCGCCUUCCAUGAACUGGAAUCCGCCGAGACCGACGAACUGCAGAUGGAGCCCGUGUAAAAAAAGAAAGAAAGAAAGAAAGGCUGCAGAAUUCCCCUCUUGGAUCCGUCUCUCCCUCUUUUACCCCGCUUGCUGUUACAUUAUGCCUAUGUAUCCGGUGCUGCUAUUUCAUUCAACGUCAAUAACGCCAACUUAAAUUGCCAUUCCU